This is a messenger RNA of Penicillium cinerascens, 2034 nucleotides long. RefSeq lists its product as uncharacterized. Gene Ontology annotation, biological process: lipid metabolic process. The record is from RefSeq and is a predicted model, not a curated record. Bases 1 to 2034 code for a protein of 677 amino acids. Gene Ontology annotation, cellular component: cytosol. Gene Ontology annotation, molecular function: acetoacetate-CoA ligase activity. NCBI's taxonomy places the organism in Eukaryota, Fungi, Ascomycota, Eurotiomycetes, Eurotiales, Aspergillaceae. The transcript has 3 exons.
AUGCCCGACUCUGGACCCAAGGGCGACGGCCUGCAACCGCGUCCUAUUUGGACGCCCACCGUGCCGCAAGACCGGAUCCCCAUGAACAUCUACCGUCAGCAUAUCAAUCGGAAAUUCAGUCAGAACUUGCAUUCGUCUCAAGAACUACACCAAUGGACGGUGGAAAAUCUGCAGGACUUUUGGAUCGAUCUUCAUCAGUAUACCGGGAUCAUCCCGCCGUUGCCCCCGACGGUGACGACUUCAUUUGAUGCACACACACCGAUGGAGAAAAUACCCGAAUUCUUCCGUGGCGCCACCGUGAACUAUGCAGAGAAUGUCGUUUCGGGUCGUGAUCUGAACAAAACCGCACUUGUCGGUGUUCGUGAGGGCCAGGACUUGGACGGAGAAGUAUGGACGUGGGGAUUGCUGCGAGAGAACAUCCGAAAAGCCCGAAGUGCAUUGUUGCAACUUGGUGUCCAGGAAGGGGAUCGAGUGGCCGCAAUCAUCUCGACCAGUUUAUGGUCCGUCGGCUUAUUCCUGGCCACAGCCAGCAUUGGCGCCAUUUGGACCAGCAUCGCACCCGAUUUGGGCGAAGAGGGAUGUGUUUCACGACUGCAACAAGUCACUCCCAAAGUUCUUUUUGCCGACGGCGAGUCGACAUACAAGGGCAAAAUGCAGUCCAACGUGCCCAAGAUCCAGAACAUCUUCCACGCAAUGAAGGUCAAGCCCGAAGUAUUCUUGGUUCCAAUCACUGGAACACAUGAACAAGCUUUCCCUGGCCUCGACAGCUUCUUGUCAACAUCGCGGUCUGAGGAUGAACUGGAAUUCAAGAGGCUACCCUUUUCGCACCCGCUAUAUAUCCUCUACACCAGCGGCACGACGGGUCAGCCCAAAUGUCUGGUCCACAGUCACAGCGUGAUUCUGCAGCACAAGAAAACAUCCGUACUCCACAACUCGCUCAGUUCCGACGAUAUCGUCUUCCAGUACAGUAGUACCUCAUGGGUCCUGUGGAAUAUCAUGAUCGGCCAUCUAUCAGUGGGUCCGACUCUGAUUCUAUACGACGGAUCGCCGCUGUGGCCGACCGCAAGGGCAAUGGCAAAGAUUGCGGAGUAUCAUCGUGUGACGUACUGGGGCUGCUCGCCUCGGUAUUUGCAGGAGCUGGAGAUGACUCGAUGCAUCCCAAAGGAGUUUGACCUUUCAUCCUUGCGAAUGGUACAGACGGGCGGUUCCCACUUGGGCGCCGACCAGUAUCACUGGUUCUAUCGUGCCUUCCCAGCGGACGUCCAUCUCACCAGUGUCACCGGUGGCACGGACUUGGUGACCUCUUGGAUCGGUACUGACCCCGCUGGCCCGCUGUAUCCUGGCGAAAUUCAGUUGCCAAUGCUGGGACAGGAUGUUGAUGUGGCGGACCCCAUGACGGGCGAGUCGGUCAAACAUACUGGCAGACAUGGUGAGUUUGUCUGUCGCCAGCCUUUCCCGUCCAUGCCCGUGUUCUUCUGGGGCGACAAAGACGGAUCCAAGUACAGGAGCACGUAUUUCGACAAGUUCGAGAACUGCUGGGCUCAGCAUGACUGGGCGAGCUACAACCCCCAUACCAAGGGAUGGCAGAUCCACGGAAGAAGUGACGGAGUUUUGAACCCUCAGGGCAUCCGAUUCGGAUCCUCUGAUAUCUAUUCGAUCACGGAAUCGGCACCAUUCAACGGGGUCAUUUCGACGACUUUGUGUAUUGGUCGACGCAGACCCCAUGAUUCCGACGAGUCGGUUUUCUUGUUUGUGGUGAUGCAGCCCGGCAAUUCCUUCAGCGACCGGCUCGCCCUCGAGAUGAAGGAUGCAAUUCGUAAGGGACUGAGCAGCAAGCACGUCCCUCGGUUCAUCAUCGGAGUCACAGAAGUCCCAAUGACGGUAAAUGGCAAAAAGAUCGAGACAUUGGUUAAGGAAGUGGUGUCCACUGGUGAAUUGCCCAAAACCAUCAGCAGCACCGUGGCCAACCCGGAAUGUUUGGAGCAUUUCAGACAGUACUACGCGCUGGAAACAAAAGAUAGAGCCAAGCUAUAG